Olea europaea var. sylvestris is the source of this 824-nucleotide messenger RNA. Its product is annotated as classical arabinogalactan protein 4-like. The transcript has a single exon. The record is from RefSeq and is a predicted model, not a curated record. Bases 129 to 557 code for a protein of 142 amino acids. Lineage: Eukaryota; Viridiplantae; Streptophyta; Magnoliopsida; Lamiales; Oleaceae.
CUCUCUCCUGUUUUUUAUAUAUUCUUCACUUUACACUUACUUUUGUCCACCUUCAAAGUUAAAAAAUCUCGAGCACUCACCACCACCUUUCCAAUUCAUUACGCAAGAAAAAAGCUUUCUCCGGCACAAUGGCUUCAUCGUUAGGGUUUAAGGUAACCAUACUUUUAGCACUCUUCGCCACCGCAUGUAUGGCACAAGCACCAGCUGGUGCACCCAAGGUUUCACCCACCGCCACACCCACACCAGCUCCCUCGGUGGCGCCACCCACUGCUACACCAUCUCCAUCUCCAUCUCCAGCUCCGUCCGCUCCAUCUCCAGCCCCAGGGACCAGCCCUACCCCAUCACCCAGCGGUGAAACUCCAUCCCCAUCAACCGCACCAGGCGCUGCUUCACCAACUGCACCUACCCCAGCCGGACCCUCCGCUGAUCAGCCUCCAUCUUCCGGACCCUCCGCUGAUCAGCCUCCAUCUGAUGGUACUAACGCCGGUUUCGUCCAGAGAGCCGCCAUCGGUGGCACCGUUCUUGCUACAACACUUCUUGCUGUGGCGUUGAUGUAGUUUUCGACACGUGGAGGUUUGUCGGGACAUAGAUCUGUACUUCUUUGGACGGAUGUGAUUCAUUUUAUCCAUUUGUUGGGUUUAAUAGUAAUUUUCCUUUUCCCCUUGUCUUUAUUCUCUCCACCCCUUCUUUUCUCUAUGGUAUAUUUGUCGUGAUUGUUCAUUUCAUUGUACUACAUUGGAUUUUAGAGGAUCAUUUGUUUUUAAGAUUAUUUGUAUAUGACUCUUUGGCUUUAUUCCAUAAAUAGAUUGAAUCUUAUUCUUUUA